CUCCCACAAGUUCUCAUACAUCAUGGCUUAUUCCCCACUGCGCCCUUGCAGCCAAGGAUAGCAGUGUCUCUUGAACUGCUGUCCUUUUAUCGAGCCCUAUUUGAACAUUCCUGUAACACCAUCAAUGCACUUGCAGCUGCAUUGAAAACUCAUUAUACUCGACGAGGAUUCCAAUUAACAGACUCGCAUGUAAGUCUAUGGUUCAGAUGCUUGUGA
Suillus paluster is the source of this 216-nucleotide messenger RNA. RefSeq lists its product as uncharacterized. The annotation marks the transcript as partial. The transcript has a single exon. NCBI's taxonomy places the organism in Eukaryota, Fungi, Basidiomycota, Agaricomycetes, Boletales, Suillaceae. The record is from RefSeq and is a predicted model, not a curated record.